Messenger RNA from Dracunculus medinensis (Guinea worm), 1356 nucleotides. The record is from the annotation of a GenBank genome assembly. NCBI's taxonomy places the organism in Eukaryota, Metazoa, Nematoda, Chromadorea, Rhabditida, Dracunculidae.
AUGCAACGAUCCAUUCCAACAGUUUUUCCAGUUGAAACUUAUCCAUAUGUAUCAUUUAAUAUGCCAGUUAAUAUGUAUUAUGGACAAGUAAGAUUUAGUAUAUCAACAUCGCUUCCAUUAUUACCAUCAUUGUCUCAGCAACCGCCGUCAUUAUUUCCAUUGUCCGCAGUACCGGCAUCGGCAUCACCGCCACUAAAACCACCAGAACUAUUGCCAUUAACAUCAGUUUCACUGGCGGUAGAUCCAACACUGCCGAUGCCAUCGUUCAAAAUGUUGAUUGAGAAUGGCACAUUUUUUAAUAUGGUUACAACUCGAUUGGGCAUUAAUGAAAUUCAAAAGACAAUGUUUCCAAUAAAAGAUAAUUACGAACGACAAGCGCUUUUUAAUUAUAUGCUGAAAUUUCGUAUUUUUGAUAGUCUUAUUUGCGAUCCAUUUGGAAAUAUUUUUAUUCAAAAAUUUCUUGAAGAAGCGCAAGACAUUGAACAAACAUGGAUUAUGCGACAUAUUAAGAGUCGUGUAGUUAGUUUAUGUUCAAACGUCUAUUCGUGUCGCAUUCUUCAAAAAUUAAUCGAAAUAUUCAAAAUGACGAUAAAAAUAGAGAUUUUAGAUGAAAUUCGUGGCUCGGAAAUAUUCUUAACAAUGGAUAAUAUUGGAACUUAUUUUAUUCAAAAAAUUUUUGAAUGUUUUCCACCAAGUAAAAUUGAUUUUAUCAUUUAUCUAUAUACAUUUUCGAUGCAAAAUUUUACGCAAAUAAUUCAAGAUAUGAAUGGCUGUCGAGUAAUACAACAUGCAAUAAAGACGCUAUCAAAUAAGCAAUCAUUAUCGAAAAUUUUUAUGGAUUUCCCGAUGGAAUGCGAAUAUGCCGAUCAACUUCUGGAAAAAUUAUUUCGUAGAAUUCAUGAAGGUUGUACGGAAUUCAUUUCGCAUAAAUUUGCCAACUAUGUUAUACAGCAAAUAAUUUGUUCGGAAUUCGUUAGAAAAGAACGUGAUUACGUGAUUCGGCAAAGUAUUUUAGGAAGGACAUUAUCAUUAUCGCAAGAGAAAUUUGGUUCCUUCGUGAUACAAAAAGCCUUAAAACACGCUCCCACAAAUUUACUGCAUUAUUUAAUGAAUGAAAUUCUCGAUGGAUAUGAUCGAGAUUCGUAUGGUCGUGAUGCUUUAGACGUUUUACUGUUUGAUCAGUAUGGCAAUUAUGUGGUACAAACAAUGUUAGAAUUGGCAUUUGACCCCAAAAAAGGUAAUAUUGCUUGGAGACAAAAGAUUUCUAUGCGAAUAAUUGUCAAUAAACAGCGAUUAAAACGCUAUUCAUCUGGUGUAAAAAUUAUUGGACUCGUUGAAAAAUUUAUCAAUAAUUAA